Molecule: messenger RNA, 2202 nt
Organism: Blastocystis hominis
Lineage: Eukaryota; Bigyra; Opalinata; Blastocystidae
Exons: 2
Coding region: 1-2202 (733 amino acids)
Biological process (GO): tRNA export from nucleus; rRNA processing
Cellular component (GO): CURI complex; UTP-C complex; small-subunit processome
Source: RefSeq, a predicted model, not a curated record
AUGGACGAAACGCCCUUCGUGUUCCGGUCCGCGGGGGAGGCGGCGAUCCCCGCGGUUGCGGGGCUGGACUGCAUGCAGCUGGUGGACGGGAGUUUCGGCUUCGUGGCGACCUACCGGAUCCCCGCGGAGAGCGCGCGGGAGAUCAUCGCGCACGCGAAGACGUCGCUGGCGCUGUUCCAUUCCCGCGGGGACAGCCGGACGCUCCCGCGGUUAGUGGGGCGGCCGCCGUUUUUGGGCGGGAAAUACGACGUGGCGCUUCGCUUGGCGCUCGCCGAUCUUCGCCGAAACGCCCUCUACCGCGACGACCCCGCGGGACUGAAUUUCCCGCGGUUUGUGGUGGCGCAGCGGGACGUGGAGCGCUGGGCGAAGCGCGGGUUGGGCGCCCGCGCUUCCCUGCUUCGCUCGCAGUUUUUGGCGGGAACGCGCUGGCGGGUCGGCGAAGCGGUGCCGGUCCCCGCGGGACUGCUGCUUGUGUUCAACUGCAACCCCGCGAACAUUUCCCGCCUCGCGGACCGCGGUCCCGCGGCCAAGUCUCCCGAGGUGGAAACGUGGAAACAGCUGUGGGGGGAUCGGAGCGAGCUGCGGCGUUUCAAAGACGGCAGCAUCGUUUACACGAACCUGUGGAGCUGCCGCCCCGGCGAAAACCAUCUGAUCCCCGUGGAAAUCGUCCGGUACGUGCUCUCGCUGCACACUUUCGCGGUUAUCGAGCUCAAGUGUCUCUCCGCGCCCCUCCAGGAAUGGAUUCCCCGCGGGACCGUAGAGGCGGAGAUCCCCGCGGAACUGCUCCGCGACAUCAUGGAGACCGCGAACUCGCACAACAAAACCGCGGGAAUCGACUACGGCGCGCACAUCGCGUCCAUCGAUCCCGCUUCGUCUUCCCUCCUCGGCGCCGCGCUCUUCCCCGCGGAACCCCACCCGCUCCUCCAGACCGGCGUCGCGGCGGCCCCGCGGGUGACCCGUCUGCUCCCCGCGGGGAAGUGGGUGAUGCGCAUGCAGGGCGCGACGAACCUCCCCGACGACCCCGCGGCGCUGCAGCGCGUGAAAACGCUGUGGUUCUCCUCGCUGGCGGCGCUGUGGGAUCCCACGCUUUCGCUCACGUGCAGAUUGGCCAAAAAAGGACUCGACUGCGUCGCCACGCAAACCUCCCUCGAUCUCGUUUACCGCGGGAGACUGCACCGAUUCCUCGCGUGCACCGACCGCGAGGCCACGCUCCUCCCGCGGGUCUACCGCGCCAGGCCGCAGAUCCGCGGGGAAAUCGUGGAAUUGUUGGUGGCGCCGCCGCACUGCGCCGCGGUGAAAAACGCCGCGCUGCAGAACCCCGCGUUCCUCCCCGCGGUUCGCACGCUGCGUCUGUGGGCGGACUCGCAUCUGCUGUCGGCGGCGUGCCCCGCGAUGAUCACCGAGAUGAUCAUGAUGGCCGUGCUGACUCCUUCCACCGCAGCGCUCAACCCCGCCGUGGCCUUCGUGCGCACGCUGGAGCUCAUCGUGGGCUUCGCGUGGCACUCCGACGUGCUCUUCGUCGAUCCCACCGGGAGUUUCACCGAAUCAGAGAAACGUGGAAUUCUGCAGGAGAUCGAAAUCGUGCGCGCGCAACCCUCCGAGAAACGCGCGCUGUUCAUCGUGGCGCCUUAUGAUCGAACCUCCAUCUGCACGGUUGAAACGCCCGACAAGCCGAGCUGGGCACACGUUCAAAUUGUUGCGCAGCGCACGCUGCAGAAGCUGCAAGCUGAUUGGCUGACGCUCGGCGAUGAAACGCCCUGCUUCACGCCGCGGUACAGCGACUUCGACUUCGUUAUCACGCUGAACGACGUGUAUUUGACGCCGUUCCCGCGGGGAAUGAAGUUGGUGUGUGACAACCAUGAGUCCCGCGGGGCGGCGUAUGAGUGUGAGGGAUCGAAGAAUUUAAUGUUGGACCGGUCGCGGUUCCUGGUCGGGUACGAGCCGGAGCGCGAGUUGCUUCGCGCGGUGCAGGAGGAAGUGGGAAACGGCGGCGUGGCGAUGAUGAACACGGCGUUCGGGCGGAAAAUCGGAGUAUCGUGGAAACCGAGUUACUUUUUGCCGAUGAAACUGUCGAUGGGAAAUGUACGGGACUGCUGCCCGGUGAAGAUGGGGGAGGACGUGCUGCUGGUGCGCGAUGUGUUCGAUUUGAUGCGGAGAAUCCGAGCGAAGCUGGGAAACGCGGUGAAGUCGAUUGAUUUUUAG